AUGGCUUUCCACAACCUCAAAAUCCAUGAACAGUGCACUGUUGCGCCUCCCUCUGCACCCCAAACAUCCCUCCCUCUCGUAUUCUUCGACCUGUUCUGGCUCAGGUUUCAUCCUGUAGAACGCAUCUUCUUCUAUUCCCUCCCCGUAACCCAUUCAAACCCAUCCAUUUUCUUCACCCAAGUUGUUCCAAAGCUCAAAACUUCACUCUCCGGCAACGUCCUGUGGCCCAAUGCUUCUUCCAACCCCGUCGUUCAGUACACCCCAGGCGACGCUGUUUCAGUGGUGCUUGCAGAAUCCGAAGCCGAUUUCGACCACGCGUUGGACAACGCACCCAAAGAAGCAUCAGAGUCACGUUUCUUGGUGCCCCACUUGGAAUCCUCUGAUUCUCAUGCCUCUGUUAUGGCUCUCCAAAUCACUCUGUUAUGGGUUUAG
Messenger RNA from Vigna angularis (adzuki bean), 432 nucleotides. RefSeq names its product phenolic glucoside malonyltransferase 1. Bases 1 to 432 code for a protein of 143 amino acids. Lineage: Eukaryota; Viridiplantae; Streptophyta; Magnoliopsida; Fabales; Fabaceae. The record is from RefSeq and is a predicted model, not a curated record. The transcript has a single exon.